AGGAAGAUGGGUUUCGAGAAAGCAAUUAUCAUUGACGGCAGGAAUCACUUAUUGGGCCGAUUAGCUUCUACAAUUGCUAAAACAAUUUUAAGCGGUCAAAGAGUUGUAGUAGUACGAUGUGAAGAGUUGAACAUUAGCGGUGGCUUCUACAGAAAUAAAUUGAAGUAUCUGGAUUUUCUGAGAAAGCGUUGUAACGUCAAUCCUAGAAGAGGCCCAUUCCAUUUCAGAGCACCUAGUCGUAUCUUGUGGAGAACCGUACGAGGUAUGGUUCCUCACAAAACGAAAAGAGGUGAAGAAGCUCUCAACAGAUUGAAAACAUUUGAAGGCAUUCCAGCUCCUUACGAUAAAAUGAAGCGUUUGGUUGUUCCUGCUGCUCUGAGAGUAGUCCAACUUAAGCCACGUCGUAAAUUUACCGUAGUCGGUAAGUUAUCGAGUGAAGUUGGUUGGAAAUAUAAUGAUAUAAUAUCAACUUUGGAGGAAAAACGAAAGGCUAAGGCAAAAGCCUUCUAUGAAAAUAAACGAAGAUUACAGAAAUUCAAAAGGGAAGCUGAAGCUGAUAAAGCUGAUCAAUUGAAAUCAGUAAAUGAAACGCUAGCAGCUCUUGGUCACAACUAAAUUUACUGUACAUCGUUUGUUAAUAAACGGCUCUAUCUCGGGUCAAAUUGAUAAAAA
This is a messenger RNA of Trichoplax adhaerens, 672 nucleotides long. RefSeq lists its product as hypothetical. The coding region runs from base 7 to 615 and encodes 202 amino acids. The record is from RefSeq and is a predicted model, not a curated record. Lineage: Eukaryota; Metazoa; Placozoa; Uniplacotomia; Trichoplacea; Trichoplacidae. Gene Ontology annotation, cellular component: ribosome; cytosolic large ribosomal subunit. The transcript is spliced from 6 exons. Gene Ontology annotation, molecular function: structural constituent of ribosome; mRNA binding. Gene Ontology annotation, biological process: negative regulation of translation; translation.